Molecule: messenger RNA, 1659 nt
Organism: Echinops telfairi (small Madagascar hedgehog)
Lineage: Eukaryota; Metazoa; Chordata; Mammalia; Afrosoricida; Tenrecidae
Gene: HACD4
Product: 3-hydroxyacyl-CoA dehydratase 4
Exons: 7
Coding region: 4-696 (230 amino acids)
Biological process (GO): sphingolipid biosynthetic process; fatty acid elongation; very long-chain fatty acid biosynthetic process
Cellular component (GO): endoplasmic reticulum membrane
Molecular function (GO): 3-hydroxyacyl-CoA dehydratase activity
Source: RefSeq, a predicted model, not a curated record
GCCAUGGUGCUGCCACAGGCCUGGCUGCAGCCCAGGUAUAAGAAGAACACCUACCUUUUUAUCUAUUAUUUGAUCCAGUUCUGCGGCCAUUCAUGGAUCUUUACGAAUAUGACAGCCAGAUUCUUUUCAUUUGGAAAAGAUUCCAUGGUGGACACUUUUUAUGCCAUUGGACUUGUGAUGCGGCUUUGCCAAUCCAUUUCCCUCCUGGAGCUGCUGCACAUUUAUGUUGGCAUCGAAUCAAGCCAUCUUCUCCCCAGGUUUCUGCAGCUCACAGAGAGGAUCAUCCUCCUCUUUGUGGUCAUCACCAGUCAAGAGGAAAUCCAAGGGAAAUACGUGGUGUGUGUCUUAUUCAUCUUCUGGAAUCUACUGGAUAUGGUUAGGUACACGUACAGCAUGCUCUCGGUCAUCGGGAUUUCCUAUGCUGCCCUGACGUGGCUCAGCCAGACGCUGUGGAUGCCGCUUUACCCGCUCUGUGUCCUCGCCGAAGCAUUUGCCAUCUAUCAGUCGCUGCCCUAUUUUGAAUCAUUUGGUACUUACUCCACCCAGCUGCCUUUUGAUUUAUCCAUCUAUUUCCCAUAUGUACUGAAAACUUAUCUCAUGGUGCUCUUUAUAGGUAUGUACUUUACCUACAGCCACCUGUACUCAGAAAGAAGAGAUGUCCUCAGAGUCUUUGCCCUCCAGAAGAAGAAAAUGUGAGGCUCAGCACUCCAGCGACAUGUCACAAGACGGGCCGGCUUGAUGAUUCAGCUUCAGCAAAUACAGCGGAGGAAGCAUUCUGCUGGGGAAAUACCUUGUGCGUGACACGAGAUCCUCCCUCGCGCAUCCCCCAAAGGCUCUGACACCUCGCUGGGUUCCUCACACACUGGAGUGGGGAAACGUGUACUCAGCACAACCUGCUUUUUACCAGAGCUUCGCCUUUUAUUCAAGUUACGUUCCUAACAUGUGAAGCGGGGUUAUUGGCCUGGAAGGUUAAGAAGAAAUAGGCGAGCAACUGGCAUAGAUUUAGUUAAAUUGGGAAACCCAAGUUGAUGACCUCACACGUUUAUUUUUAGCUCUUUCGAAGUUGUAGAGAUUUGUAGGAGGAGUGGGACGUAAAGCAGUUGUCCAGAAUAUUGUGCUUCACAGACUGAUGUCAUUAGCCACAUAGCUAAUCAUUCCAUUCCCACCUGAAGCAGUCGGCAAGAUUAGGAAGUUAUACAUUCAACUUUGAAAGAGCGUUCUAGAACAUCACGUAAGUUAUUUAGGCUUUGUUAUGUUAAGAGAGGACCUUGAUGAAAAUACCUUUGAGAAAUGAACAAGAAAUGCCUGGUUCCUUUCAGAAACCAGGGUGCACACUUCCCUUACAGGGCAACCAAAAGUAUGGAAUGAUAACCAUUCACGAUAGGUAAGGAAAUGAAGAGCUGGUGAUAUUUCAGAGUAUUCAUUAAUGAAUCUGUACCCCCAAUUGCUACCGAGUCAUCACUCUCAGUGUUGAAAACUGCUCUUUUCCUCGAAGCUCUGAAAUACAAUGUGAAAAAUUGGACCAAUUGGAUCAUUUACAUAUCAUCAGUGUAGCAUCCACUUUUCUUGAAAGAGAUUUUCUUACCCACUAACGAUAUAAAAACAUAAGUACAUUAUUUCCACAUGAAAACCAGGCAAUAAAAUUGUAACUCUAAACAA